AUGCAGUGUGGCGUGUUGGGCGGUGAGUUGGUCGAGGAGGUUGAUGAAGCAGAGGAAGAGGAGGUUAAGAUGGUAGUAGGGAUGGGAUCAUACGGUGGGAAGGUGAGAGUGGUGACGGGUGACCCAUGGGAGGAGAUAAUGCUACUUUGGGGGAUUCAACAACCCACACUCUCAAAGCACAACGCCUUUGUCCACCAAUCCUCACUCCAACUUCGUCUCGAUGCUUGUGGCCGCUCACUCUCCAUUCUCCAGUCCCCUUCUUCUUUGUGUGGUUUAGCUGAGCUCCUAUGGUGUUCACAACUUGUUGAACUGGGAGUUUUGUAUGUACUCGGCUGGAUUUCUUGUUCUGGUUUUUGUCCUCCAUGUUGGGUCUUUGUGAACAGAAAUGUAUUCAAGGACAAGGGCACGCCUGGAGUAACUGGAGCAGUGAUGUGGGACAGUGGAGUUGUUCUGGGGAAGUUCCUUGAGCAUGCUGUGGAAUCAGGGAUGAUAUCUCUUCGAGGCAAGAAGGUUGUUGAACUGGGCUCUGGCUGUGGAUUAGUUGGCUGUAUUGCGGCACUUUUAGGUGCUCAAGUUAUUCUUACUGAUCUGCCAGAUAGACUGAGGCUAUUGAAAAAGAAUGUUGAAGCUAAUUUGUAUGGAGAUGUGCGGGGUUCUGCGACAGUGAAUGAGCUCAUUUGGGGAGAUCAACUUGAUCUGGAAUUAAUUACACCUUUGCCUGAUUACGUGAUUGGCUCGGAUGUAAUAUACAGCGAGGGAGCAGUGAUGGACUUGUUGGCCACACUAAUUCGACUGUGUGAAGCUCAAACAACAAUUUUUUUGGCUGGAGAGCUUAGAAAUGAUGCUGUCCUUGAAUAUUUCUUAGAUUCUGCAAUGAAGGAGUUCAAUAUUGGGCGUGUUGAUCAAUCACAGUGGCAUCCAGAUUACUGCACUCCACGUGUCGUGAUAUAUGUUCUCGUGAAAAAGUGA
Ilex paraguariensis (yerba mate) is the source of this 969-nucleotide messenger RNA. NCBI's taxonomy places the organism in Eukaryota, Viridiplantae, Streptophyta, Magnoliopsida, Aquifoliales, Aquifoliaceae. The record is from the annotation of a GenBank genome assembly.